CCACUUCACUGACCGGUGCAAAGGAAUUUUCAAAAAGAAACAUUUUAUUCUGUGAGAGAGGGGUGACCACUUCACGGCUGCUUGUCUUGUGCUCAGUCCUCGAGCUACUUGGAGGGACCAUCUCCGUAGUUAACAAUGAUUUACAACAAUACUACAGCCAUCUUACAGAUCCAGGAGCUGCAUAAUGCUUUCAUGGAUGGGAUUAUCCUGUACUUCUGGGUGUCGGUGGUGAUCGGGAUUGUAAUUGGCGUCUUCAUCUGGAUCCUGUUGGCAGUCCUGUCCUGCCAGAAGCAGGCGAGCGCCACCAUCUCCCAGACCACAAGCCGCCGUUCCCGUACGUCUCCUCACAACGCGGUGCUGACUCGGAGCAGCUUCUACCGCACCAACAGCUACGACAGGCACGGAGACAGCAACCUGCCCUUGGCGAGCACUCUGACCUUCCAACGUCAGUGGUCCCAGGACCAGGCCGACAGCUAUGACAGGAAGCAGAACUUCCGAGCCUCCACUUUCCACCCGUUCGCCCAGGAUCCGCUGGACGGGAUUCCACCCUCGUCCACCCUGCUCUGCACCGACACCUCUUCCAGCCUGAACUGCACACAGGACCACCACUGCUCGGAAGGCCACAGCUAUGGUUGCCAUUCCUCACAGACCCCGCCACCUGCCUACAAGUUUGUCGUGGAGCCAUCCAAGAGGACCCUAGCAUAACACCUUCUCAGCUAGCAAGGAAUGAGCAACCACAGUUGCCCCCCCAGUGCCCUGACGUUGAACGUUAGGAACCUGAAUCAGAAUCAGGUUUAAUACGACAGGCUUAUGCUGUGAAGUUUGUUACUUUUUGACAGCAGUGCAUUUCAAUACAUAAAAAACUAUAAAUUGCAAUAAAAAAAUAUAUAUAAUUAAAUUAACUAAGUAGUGCUAAAAGUAAAGACCAAAUAAAGAAAAACAUAGACAGGUAGCAUACAUCUGUUCAUUGUCCAUUUGGAAAUCUGAUGGCAGCGGGGAAGAAGCUGUUCAUAAGAUGUUGAAUGUGUGUCUUCAGGCUCCUGGACCACCUCAUUAAAGAGAGGACACGUCCUGGGUGAUGGAUGCCACCUUUUUAAGGCAUCGCCUUUUGAAGCUGUCCUGGAUGCUGGGGAGUCUACAGCAGGCUGAGUUUGCAACCUACUGCAGUUUUUUUCCCAGUUCUUUGCAGUGGCCUCUCCAUACCAGAUGGUGAUGCAACCAGUUAGAGUGCUCUCCAUGGUACCUCAGUACAAGUUUGCAAGUCUUUGGUGAUAUACCCAGUUUCAUUAAAUGCUUAAUGAAGUAUAGCCACAGUAUUUCUCAUUAGAUUGUAGACGUUCUACUCAAUUGGUCUGGUCAGAAUGUACCGCAGAAGAAUUGUGAAUAAAGCAUCACUAAUAUGUUCAAAGGUCAAAGUUCAAAGUAAAUUUAUUUUCAGACUACAUGUAUGCCACCAGGUACAACCCUGAGACUAAUUUUCUUGUGGGCAUUUACAGUAAAUAUGAGAAAGACAAUUGAAUCAAUGAAAGACCAACAACUAAUAUGCAAAAAACCUGUGCAAGUACAAAUGAAAGAGAAAAAAUUAAUAAUAAUAAAAAUAAUAAUUACUAUUAUUAUCCCCAGAUCAGGUGGCUGUUUGUGGCAAAACAGGACCAGAUGGUUAACAGAAAAAAAUUGUCAAAAAUACAUAACAAAAGAUCAACAAAUUCAAGACAAUAAAUACAGAAAAUGCCGAGAAAAACUAGGAACAAUCCAACACAUGACAGGAUCCUGAUGGGUGAGAUUUUGCCAGGACUCCAUGAUAGCUUCCUUUCCCUUCAUCCCCAAGCAAGUAAGCUCUGCUUAAUAGUGGGACCUCCAUUUUCCAUCUCCGAUGUAAAAUGGCAAGACCUCUGGGGUCUUCCACAAGCUGACUCUGUUUCUUUGAGUACUGUGAGAAGGUUUUGGUCCCUUAUCUUAGAAAGGAUGUGCAGAAAAUGGAGAAAGUUCAAAGGAAGUUCAAAGAAAAUGAAUCCAGGAUUGAAUAGCUUGACCUAGGAUUAACCAUCUUCAACUGCUUCAUCAAUGACCUUUCUUCCAUCAUAAGGUCAGAAGUGGGGAUGUUCACAGAUGACUCCACAAUGUUCUGCUCCAUUCUUGACUCCUCAGAUAGUGAAGCAGCUUAUACCCAAGUGCAAUAGGACCUUACAAUAUCCAGGCUUGGGCUGACAAGUGGCAAGUAACAUUCGAGCCACACAAGUGCCAGGCAGUGACCAUCUCCAACAAGGGAGGCUCCAACCAUUGUCCCUUGACAUUCAGUAGCAUCACUAUCACUCAGUUCCCUACUAUCAACAUCCUAGGGGUUACCAUUGACAGGAAACUGAACUGGUCUGGCCAUAUAAACACCGUGACUACUAGAGCAGGUCAAAGGCUAGGAAUCCUGUGGCAAGUAACUCACCACUUGACUCCCAAAAGCCUGUCCACCAACUACAAGCUCAGGUCAGGAGUGUAAUGGAAUCCUGAAUGAGUGCAGCUCCAUCAACACUCAAGAAGCUUGACACCAUCCAGUACAAGGCAGCCCAUUCAAUUGGUACCCCUUCCACAAGCAUCCAAUCCCCUCUACCACUGACAAACAUUUACAGUAUCUACAAGAUGCACUGCAACAACACAUCAAAGUUCCUAAGCCAACACCUUCCAGACCCACGACCACUAUCAUCUCCAUCGACGAGAACAGCAGAUACCUGGGAACACCUCCACUUGGAAAUCCUCUCACCAUCCUGACUUGGAAACAUAUCGCCGUUCCUUCAUUGUCGCUGGGUCAAAAUCAUGGAAUUCCCUCCCUAACAGCACUGUGGGUAUACCUACACCUCAGGGACUGCAGCGGUCCACGAAGGCAGCUCAUCACCAUCUUCUCAAGGGCAACUAGGGAGGGGCAAUGUAUGUGAUGCCCACAACCCAUAACUGAAUAAAUUAAAAAUAUGAAGAGA
Hypanus sabinus (Atlantic stingray) is the source of this 2966-nucleotide messenger RNA. It is a transcript of the gene myct1a, whose product is annotated as myc target 1a. Lineage: Eukaryota; Metazoa; Chordata; Chondrichthyes; Myliobatiformes; Dasyatidae. The coding region runs from base 136 to 705 and encodes 189 amino acids. The transcript is spliced from 2 exons. The record is from RefSeq and is a predicted model, not a curated record. Gene Ontology annotation, cellular component: nucleoplasm.